Messenger RNA from Daphnia carinata, 1060 nucleotides. RefSeq names its product S-methyl-5'-thioadenosine phosphorylase-like. Lineage: Eukaryota; Metazoa; Arthropoda; Branchiopoda; Diplostraca; Daphniidae. The transcript has 7 exons. Gene Ontology annotation, molecular function: S-methyl-5-thioadenosine phosphorylase activity. The record is from RefSeq and is a predicted model, not a curated record. Bases 114 to 938 code for a protein of 274 amino acids. Gene Ontology annotation, cellular component: cytosol. Gene Ontology annotation, biological process: nucleoside metabolic process.
CAUCUUUUGGGAGAAAUCAAAACCAUCCCAUUCAAAAUGUAAUUCAUGAGCCAUUGCUAUCGCGCCCACGAAACACCACAACCACGUGAAGUUCUUUUCCGCUUUCAGAAACCAUGUCUAAAGUCAAGAUUGGUAUAAUUGGCGGAUCCGGUUUCUAUAAACUGGAUGCCCUAAAAGAUCCGGUUGAAAAAUCUGUAAACACCCCUUUUGGUGAGCCUUCAGAUGCUUUGGUCUCCGGAAAAAUCGAGGGUGUAGACUGUGUAGUACUUGCGAGACACAAUCGCAAACAUGGAAUCAUGCCCACUAACAUUAACUACAGAGCCAAUAUAUGGGCGUUGAAAGAGGAAGGUUGCACUCAUGUACUUGUUUCAACAGCAUGUGGUUCCUUGCAAGAGGAAAUAGCUCCUGGUGAUCUUGUAAUAUUGGACCAGUUCAUAGACAGAACUACAAAAAGGAUGCAAACAUUUUAUGAUGGAACAUGUGCUCAGCUUCCUGGCAUUUGUCACCUGCCAGUAGCUGAACCAUUUUGUUCUCUUACUCGUGAUUGCUUGAAAAAAGCUGCAGAAGCAUCCAAUAUACCAGUACACCCUUCAGGGACCUGUGUUACUAUUGAAGGUCCUCGGUUCUCAUCCAAGGCUGAAAGUUUUCUUUUCAAGUCUUGGGGUGGUCAUGUAAUUAACAUGACAACUGUUCCAGAGUGCAUUUUGGCCAAAGAAGCUGGACUUUGCUAUGCUGCCAUAGCAAUGGCAACUGAUUAUGAUUGCUGGCAUCCACAUAAUGAGAAUGUUAAUGUAGAACUUGCAUUGACGACUUUCCGCGAAAACGUUGGGAAAGUUACUCAAGUAUUGUGCGCUGCAGUUCCUAUUAUCGCAAAGUUGGAUUGGACAUUCACCCUUGAGGAAUUGAAGGAUAAUGUUCAACAAAACGUCAUGAGUUGAUAUAUUCGCCAAUUGUCCGAACUUCGUUACUGCCGAAAAUUGUGUAACGCAAUUAUUACUAACUGUAGUAUUUUAAGCAAUUUCGUGUAAUAUGACAAUAAACAAACGGAUAACAUUGAGAA